AUGCUAAAGUUACUUCCUCAUGUAUGCAUAUGCCAAACCUGCGGCCGAAAGCUGCUUCAAACUAACGCAGCUGUCCAAACUGACCCAGUGAUAGACUUCUCAAGCCCAAUCGAUGAUGCUGGAAGAUUUCGAAAGCCAGGAGCGCCUUUUCGAAAUGACCCAGAAGAAAGCAAAUACCCUUAUGGUUAAGCAACGAUUAAUAUGGUGGUGGUGACAAAAUAUGCCCUUGCCAACGACGCCCCACUUUGGGCGCCAAAAUGGCUUUAUAGACAAACCAAGGGUUCAGGUCCUUUGAUUCUAACACUAAGCUUGCUUUAUGGCCACCGUAUGGGGUGGAUGAUCUUGGGAGCCAGCUGAUGGUCAUUCCAGUCCAAGUAUUGAUUGUCCGGAUGACUUUUGAGCCGCAGAUUCUUUCUCUGCCGGCUUCGAAAGGCUCUAGUUCUUUUUUUUCUGUUGUCACCCUUCUUCAAGGUGGCCGAAAGGAAGUAUCAGGCUAAUUUUUGACUCCAUAGCACCCUCAAAAGGUUCAGCACAGAGGUAUCUUCCUAGCCCGUCGAAGCUCAGGGACACGGCUCAAGCUCCAGGUUCUGGAGAAGAUUGCUGUUGAUGGGGCUCAGGAGCAGAGCUACUACUGGCAAGCAAGGUCCAGUAGUUAAAAGUGUGUGAAGGGAUCAAAUUAUAAGACUUAGCCGUUUAAUUUUAUUUUAUGGUUAAGCUUAAGCGCCUGACUGGAGACACAAGUCAAGAAAUGGAUGUAGAAUCCAUUGUUGACAUCGACGAAGAGCUCAGCAUCAACCCAGAAAAAUCUUUCAAGCUGGGCUUAAAUUUUGAAUUAGAAGAUACUGGGAAUCUCCCAGAAAUUUCCAACGUAAGCCUCCCUGAAGACUCUUCAUUGAAUUUAUUAAAAGAACUUGAGCAAAUUGUUGAAAAAUCCACAAUCCACCGAAAGUUUCCAAGUUCUGCAUCAACUGAGAAGUUCAAUUAUUCCCCAAAGGAAAGCUUUGGGUUGACUUCUCAAGAAUCAAGAAAGGCAGUCAACAUAACUGAAACGAGGCCUUUUCACUUGACAAAAAGUAGCAAGUUCAGUGCCAAGAGUUUAUUAAAUAACUCUAAGAGAGAUCCAAUAAAACCUCCAAUCAUCAAUGAAAGCCAGAAUUCCAAGGAGAACAAAACUGAGCUAGAUUCUGUUGAUAUUGAAAAUAUCAGUGGGAUUGAAAAAGAAUCGCUUAAUAUCAGUGUAGAGGUAGAAGAAAGCAGUCGACUGUCAGGAACUUAUUCGAUUUUAUUGAGCAAGCAUAAACAAAUUGACCCGCAUGGCAAAAGCGCUUUUAAACAGCUGAUUCAAAUGGAGAAAAACUCUCUUAACUCCCCCCCCCUCCGUGAGUGAACAAAACCAUUAGAAAAAUCGCUAUUUUUUGCCCAAAAACCCACCUCCGUGAGUGAACAAAAUUUUUUAUUGAAAAAAAUUUUGAUAUAUAAAUGAUAAUUAGUAUAAUGAAUCUAGAGCUAAUUCUGUUUAAUUUUAAACGAAUUGCUUUUUAAAAUAUAAAUUUUAUAAAUUAAAUUAAUAUUUGCUUUCCAAUUUUUGUGAAUUAGGAUUUUUUUAAAAUUUCGAAAAAAAAAAUAUUUUUUAUAAAAUUUAUAUAUAAAUUUUUUUAAAAACAAAAAAAUUAACCCCCUCCGUGAGUGAACAAAAUUUUUUUUGUUCACUCACAGAGGGGGGGAGUAAGGAGCAAUACUCAGAAAAGAAGUGCAGUUUCAGCAAGAGCAAGCGGUAUAAAGGAGAAGACAGCUUAAACUUGAGCAACAAUAUCAGCAAAGUCACAACUUUUGCUGACAGCUAUGAAAAUAAGAGUGGCCUUAUAUAA
This is a messenger RNA of Blepharisma stoltei, 1868 nucleotides long. The record is from the annotation of a GenBank genome assembly. Lineage: Eukaryota; Ciliophora; Heterotrichea; Heterotrichida; Blepharismidae.